Messenger RNA from Capsicum annuum, 1310 nucleotides. Its product is annotated as WAT1-related protein At5g07050. NCBI's taxonomy places the organism in Eukaryota, Viridiplantae, Streptophyta, Magnoliopsida, Solanales, Solanaceae. The record is from RefSeq and is a predicted model, not a curated record. Gene Ontology annotation, molecular function: transmembrane transporter activity. Gene Ontology annotation, cellular component: plasma membrane.
UUUCCUUAGGAAAAACACCAGUAAUUCCUCCAAGUUCAAUUUUCUACUCUUUUCUCUUCUCUUUGAGUUGUUCUUAAUUCUCCAAACAAAAAAGAAAUUAUGGAAAACAAUAAAGGAGGAUGUUUAAGUAGUUUUUUUAAAAAGGCAAAGCCAUAUAUAGCAAUGAUCUCAUUACAAUUUGGUUAUGCUGGAAUGAAUGUUAUAACCAAAGUUUCACUUAAUGGAGGAAUGAGUCAUUAUGUUUUGGUUGUUUAUAGACAUGCCUUUGCUACUCUUGCUAUUGCUCCUUUUGCUCUUGUUCUUGAAAGAAAACUCAGACCAAAGAUAACUUUCAUGAUGUUCUUGCAAAUAUUUGUAUUGGGUCUUCUUGGGCCAGUGAUUGAUCAAAAUUUCUACUAUGCUGGACUUAAGUUUACAUCUCCAACAUUUUCAUGUGCCAUGAGCAACAUGCUUCCUGCAAUGACAUUUGUCAUGGCUGUCCUCUGCAGGAUGGAGAAGGUUCAUAUAAAAAAGUUGAGAUGCCAAGCAAAGGUGGUAGGUACAAUUGUGACAGUGGCUGGAGCAAUGUUAAUGACAUUGUACAAAGGACAUGUUAUUAAUUUAGUAUGGUCGAAUAAUAGUACUCACAUAAAUAGUACUUCUAAUGUUUCUCAAACCAAUGAAGCAAGUGAUAAAGAUUGGGUUAAAGGUUCAAUUCUUCUUAUUGGUGCUACUUUUGCAUGGGCUUCUUUUUUCAUACUUCAGGCUAUAACAAUGAGGAAGUAUACUGCUCCUUUGUCUCUAACUACACUUGUUUGCUUCAUGGGAACUUUGCAAUCUAUUGCUGUCACCUUAGUGAUGGAACACAAACCCUCUGCUUGGGCUAUUGGUUUUGACAUGAACCUUCUUGCUGCUGCCUAUGCUGGGAUUGUAUCAUCAAGCCUUGCAUAUUAUGUUCAAGGUCUUGUAAUGGAGAAAAGAGGACCUGUUUUUGUGACUGCUUUUAGUCCUUUGAUGAUGAUCAUUGUUGCCAUCAUGGGCUCUUUCAUUCUUUCUGAGAAAAUCUAUCUUGGAGGUGUGCUUGGAGCAGUGCUAAUUGUAGCAGGACUAUACUCAGUAUUAUGGGGGAAAUAUAAAGAAUAUCAAGAGAAGGAAAUUGAGGGUAAUGCAAUUAUUGAACCAGUGAAAGGAGUAGUUAUAAAUGACAUAGAAAUGCAAACAAGUGAAGUAGCCAUUGGUGUUCCCAUGCAAAUUUUGGCUAAGGAAGUUCCUAAAGCUUAAAGAGUAAGAAUUAAGGAUCGAAGGAUAGCGACUGCAGAUUUUCUUGGAAC